GAAUGAAAACGAACCAUGUCGUACCUCGCAAGACUGAAGAGAAGCCAGACUAUUUCUACGUUUUAUGCAUUUGUAGAAUUCGCUGAACCGAAAGCUAACUGUCAAUGAACAUUAUUGUUUUCCCCUUGACGGUGACCAAGAGGAGUGUGAUUCAUUAAAAUGCCCGAGUCUACGAAGAUGAAUAAACCCGACGUGAAGAUUGUGAUCCUGGGUGACAUGAAUGUCGGUAAAACAUCUUUGCUCCACAGGUAUACCGAGAGGAAAUUCAAGGACACUAUCAGCACCGUGGGAGGGGCGUUCUUCUUGAAGCAGUGGGGACCGUACAAUAUAUCCAUUUGGGACACUGCAGGUCGAGAGCAGUUCCAUGGCCUCGGCUCCAUGUACUGCCGCGGAGCUGCUGCAGUCAUCCUCACCUAUGAUGUCACAAACUGGCAAAGCUACGCGGAGCUAGAGGACCGCUUCCUGUCGCUGACCGACACGGCCAAUCCCGACUGCAUCUUUGCCAUCGUAGGAAAUAAAGCUGACCUGACCGACUCGGAUGCUCACGUCGCAGAUCCCGAGGGCGGGCAGGGGGACGGGUCUAAGGCCCUGGCUCCACCCACAGGGCCUGCUCCUCCUGCCGCCCUGCAGGUGCCCAAACAGGUGAACAGGGAGGACGCCAUGGCGCUGUACGCACGGGUCCUGCGUUACAAAGACCUAGAGGAGAAGGCUUGUCUGCCCGCCGGCAGGAUGUGCUUCGAGACCAGUGCCAAGACGGGCUAUAACGUGGAUGCCUUGUUUGAGUCACUGUUUGACAUGGUGCUUCCUGCCAUCCUGAAGAGGAGAAACAAUAGCAGGGACUCCACCGUGGACCUCAACACACUCAGGACACAUAGGAGGACUAAAGCUGGUUGCUGCGACUAGAAGCAGAGACAGGAGAUAAGGAUACUGUGCAGUCAACGUUGGGAGGCGUUGGUAAGCCCCGUCAUGAACCACUGAGAAAGAGGGAGCGCAGACCUGUAAACAUAACGUCUUUAAUGAUUACGGCAUGAUUACGGCAUAAUUUGAUUAAGAUGAGAAUAGGAAUUGGCUCAGGAAUGUGUAGCUAUAAAAUGAAGAAAAUUUAGACGCAUGUUCCACAGUAUUUUGAAUAAUUAGUUCCCCCUUCCGUCUGUAAUCAAACUGGUCAUAUUUUCGGAUGCUUUGUGAUGAAGCAAAUGGUAUUUAAUAAUAAGAUACAUUAUGAGCUCAGGUGUUACCAUUAAUGGCAUUUUUAGGUAAAGCCCUUUGUCAAUCUCUGUGUACAAAUCAAAAUUAUCUUUAUAAACUCAGUUUACACACUAGGAAAAAUAAAUGUUGUGUCAGCAUUGUUGACAUUCAAAUUAUCCUGUUAAUUCACAUUUUAACCUUAAAAUACCAAAAUCCUGACCAAGCUGCUUGCAAAAUUGUACUUUCAUUGUUGUAUUAUUUUUGUCAGUGUCAAGAGGACUCUAAAGACGUUUGCUGUAUGUUUCUCUUGCGUAACCUUUAACAAAUUUCUUCCACAUAUGGACGAAAAUACCAACUAACUCCUAUAAUGACAUGCCAAGAAAUGACACACAUCAGAAAACUUAAGAAACGGAAGCACUUUAAUUUGUUGUUUGUCAAUUAAAGCAAUAACAAUCAUUCCACGGUUCAAAAGAUUAUUUUCCACAUAAUUACAUUAUUAAAAUGUUAUGGGUAAUGGUGUAUUAUUUGGUAAUGGCAAAAUUUCAAAAAGGUAUUUUUAUGGUCACAGCUGGUCGUAACUGACCUUUUUGUUUAAUGUCAUUUCUCUUGUUUUAAGUUGUAAGGCACAUGCAUGUUGGCACGGUACAUGGUACGAAUGACUGAGGACCAGUCGGGUCUGGUCAAGCACACUAAUUCACAUACACUGUUGAUGAUUUUUAAAGCUAUUCUUCAGACUUCUUUCCCUUCAGUCUCUGAAGGAAUGCCUGGAUUACUUGAGCCAACGCUGCAGGCCUUUAUCUGCAGAACAAGAAAAACAUUCACACCUACCCAGUUACUAAGUAAGCUAAGCGGUGGAACUGUCUAUGAUUUAAUGCUGUAAAUUACACCACUGGAAUCAGUGCAAUCUCUAUAACUGAGUGAAUAUA
Molecule: messenger RNA, 2114 nt
Organism: Electrophorus electricus (electric eel)
Lineage: Eukaryota; Metazoa; Chordata; Actinopteri; Gymnotiformes; Gymnotidae
Gene: rab20
Product: RAB20, member RAS oncogene family
Molecular function (GO): GTPase activity; GTP binding
Source: RefSeq, a predicted model, not a curated record